GUUGACCUAAUUAGCCAGAAGCCUGGGUGAGGUCGAGUGACGACGGGAACGGUGACAUCUUGCUACACUUUCUUCCGCUAUUGUCUGUGAAAAAUGGCUGCACCUCUGCGUACAACAUUGAGAAGGUUCGCGAGACAAGCUAAUGGUGUUACCAGGCAGUUUGGAUCCAAGGCCUCCAGUGGACCAUACAGAGUUGCACGCCCCAUACUGCUGGGCGCUCUUGCUGCAGGUGCAGGCAUCUACAUGACAAAAAAGUAUUACGGUAAUCAUGUGAAUGGUGUGAUAGAAAGUGCCUUAGGCCCCGUUGUCCAGUCAGUGUCUGCUGCAGCAUUACCUGAAAGCCAACCAUCGGUGUUUUCUCAGGGGAAAGACCAUGCUUUGUAUCUGUGGAUUCAUGUCAAACCAACAGCCAAUGCAAAAGAAGUUGCCAAAUGUGUGGCCAAAUUACAGAAGUAUGUUGACCAGGUAUCGGAUCCAGCCUCCAGGGAUGAUGAGGAUGAAAUCUGGGCUGGUGUUGGCUUUGGACCCAACUUCUUUUCCCAGGUUACAGGUAGGAAAACUCGUCAGAAUUACAACUACCCCCACCGCAAGGGAGCACUAGGGGAGAUGCCCAGCUCUGGUGGAGACAUUUUCAUCCAUGCUAAGUCCAACCAAGUAAGCAAACUGUUUGAACUGGCUCAGGUCAUCCUCAAAAAUAUACCCAAGGAUGCUGUUGCUUCACAUGAAGAUAUUUACAGCUUUGUUUACCGGAAUGGGCGGGAUCUGUCUGGAUUUAUUGAUGGUACAGAAAAUCCUGCAGCAGAUGAAGAUCGACAGGCUGUGGCAGUCGAGAAAGAGACAGGAGGCAGCUAUGUGAUUACUCAAAAAUGGAUCCACAAUAUGGAUGUGAUUAACUCUGAAAAAGAUAAAACCCUGGAAGGUUGGCUGGGACGCUCUCGUGCAGACAGCAUUGAGCAUAGCCGCAAAUCCAUUAGCUCGCAUGUGGCCAGGAUGACUGGAGGAGCAGGUUUUCAGCAGCCCAAGCCUGUGCAGAUCGUCCGUCAGUCUAUGCCGUUUGGAAACCUGAGCGGCGAGUGUGGUCUGUUCUUCAUUGGCUACGCAGCUUCCCCUGCUAACUUUGAGUUUAUGCUGGACCGGAUGGUUGGGGCUGGCGGUGACCCCCACUGUGAUGACGUCAUGAGGUUAUCUACAAACGUCAAAGGCACUUACUGGUAUUUCCCUGGAGCAGCCGAGCUGAAGAAGAUGGAAUAAACUCCCUCCCCACCCCCAUAACGCAAACAGUCUCAAAUUCAUCUUUUAUAUCCAUAGUGCAAAGCUUGACAAAUGUAUGCCCGUGGUGAAAGCGACAUUUGAGUACUUUCAAUAAAAUUGUUAACCUCAAAUGAUUUAUAUGAAACCAAUAUAGGUCAUUGUAUCGUACGAUUUUUUCAUUGUCUUUUCUUGAUCAAAUGUGUUCUGUUGAGGUAUGGGGUAGAACUGUAGAAUAGUUUAAAGGCGUCAGUGAAUGGCCUAAUUCAGAUAAUACUACUAACCAAUUCGCUAUUUUGUUUUUCAUUUGUUAAAGAAUGUUUUAAUGUUGCUCCUAAUUUUUCGAGAAAAUAAGAAAGUGAGUUAUUACUUUUUGGAACAAAUUACUCACUCCCCUCAUGACAUGAAAAUAUGGUGAAUGGAAAUGGAGGACAUAUAAAAUCAUAUUUUCCUUAUUAGAGAAAGUUUUUUCGUGAGAUGACUGGUUACCACAUAACUCGUAUGGACGUGGAUCCUACUGUUUUCCAGAUGAUUUUACCACAUGGGUAUUUUUGUAGAAUGACAAUUUUUUUAUAUCUUCGAGAAGAAUCUUCUGACAAUCCUACACUCACUGGCGAUUCAGUGCUAUGCAUUUGUUGCAGUUGUUUAUGUUGGAUGUUUAUUUUGGUUAUCUGUAAACUUGUCCAUUUUAUAUCUAAAUAAAGCUCAGCAAACCUCA
Liolophura sinensis is the source of this 1966-nucleotide messenger RNA. Its product is annotated as dye-decolorizing peroxidase YfeX-like. The record is from RefSeq and is a predicted model, not a curated record. The transcript is spliced from 9 exons. NCBI's taxonomy places the organism in Eukaryota, Metazoa, Mollusca, Polyplacophora, Chitonida, Chitonidae. Gene Ontology annotation, cellular component: cytosol. Gene Ontology annotation, molecular function: heme binding; peroxidase activity. The coding region runs from base 94 to 1251 and encodes 385 amino acids.